AUGCAUUCAGCUAGAAGUUUUGGAAUCAUCUUAAUAUAUAGCAUUCAUGCAUCUCCCUUAUUUUUUUGUCUAUAUUUUACAUUAAUAAAUUUUUCUUUAAUGGAAGGGGAAGAAGUAUAGAUAGAUAAAAUUUUAAGUUUAGAGAACAAAUUAGCUUGUGUAUAAAUAAAAGAUAAUACGAGCAGUUUUAGUGGUAGUAUGAAAGAUGAUCUAAACGAUGAUACAGAAACAGAUAAAAGCUUAAGCAUAAGAGAUUACCAUAUGAGCAUAGAUUCUCAAGAUAAUUAAAGUAGUAGCAGGAGUGGAAAAGAAUAAGUUUCUUCUGAAUUAUCAAUUUAAUUGAAGAAAAAAAUUCAUAAAAAUGAAGAAAAAAAAUAAUAAAAAAGAGGCCGCAAGCCAAAAUUAUAAAUGAAAAAUAUUAUUUAUGCAAUUAAAACAACUAAUAGUUCUGAUAUGAGUGAUAUUUAAUCAUAAUUAUAGUUUGAUUCAACUAUCAUGAAAUAAAUUCCAAACUAAAAAGUAUUUUUUCUAGCAGGAGAUAUUCUUGCGGAGCUAAAAGAUGCUACAAAUCAAAUGGGAGUUGAUAUGUUUUGUGAGUAAAGAAAUGUUGUUUUUGUAGAAAAAAUGAAUCAUGGAGUUUAAUUUGAAUUUGAAUCGUACAGCCCUAUUAAAAACUUCUAAUCUGUAAUAUAUUGUAUGGAAAAUUCAUAAGAUUAAAAAUAAUAUGAAUUUGCCUAAUUUUUAAAAAAGCACCAAGAGUUAGUUUAUAUGCUUAGCUCUUAAAUAUAGGAUCUCUAAGCAUCUUAUUAAUUUAAUUAGGAUUCUCUAGAAUAUGUUAUACGUGAAAGAUAAAAAAUAAUAAAAUAGCAAAGGAAAUAAUUGUUAUAAUAGAUAUUUAAUUAAGAUUAAUUUAGUUUAAUAGCUACUGUUAGUAUAUCUUAUAACAAAUAAACAACUACAGUAUCAAAUAUAUGCUUAUCAAAAUCUAUGAUGGCACUGAUAGGUUUUGGAGAUGAAGAAAAUAUUUGUGAUAUGUUUAAAUUAGGAUUUUUAAAAUUAUUAAGACAAAAAUCAAGAAGAAAAAUAAUGACUUUUAAUGUCUAAGCCUAAUAGAAUACAUAAACAGAUUUUGAAAUAAAUAUAGAAGAUUUUGAAAUAACAACUUUUGAUUAAAUAAAAAUAAUAUGCUAAGGUAAGUUUCAAGCAAUACCAGUAAUAUAUUAAGAUAAUUUAAAAUUUGAAAAAUAUCCCUUGCUAAAUAAGGAAUAAUUUUAUUUAGUUUAAUAUGAUAUCACACCAUAGCAUUUAGAGAAGAUAUUAAAAUUAAGAAAGGAGUAUAUUCAAAAAGCACCUUAAAAUGAAAAUUUUCCAAGAAAUUAUAACUACAAUAAUUUUGUAGAAUUAGAAGUAUUUGAAUACAGUAUUCAAAGUUAAAUAUUCCUUGAAAAAUUUUAUCAAAAAGAACUAGAAAAAAUAUAAGAAAAAAAAGAAAAUAUGAUAAAAGAGUAAUAAUAAUAAGCCUAACAAGUUAUUUUUAAUAACUAGCCAUGUGGUUUUAGGUACAUAUGA
Molecule: messenger RNA, 1569 nt
Organism: Tetrahymena thermophila SB210
Lineage: Eukaryota; Ciliophora; Oligohymenophorea; Hymenostomatida; Tetrahymenidae
Product: transmembrane protein, putative
Exons: 2
Source: RefSeq, a predicted model, not a curated record